This is a messenger RNA of Arctia plantaginis, 429 nucleotides long. NCBI's taxonomy places the organism in Eukaryota, Metazoa, Arthropoda, Insecta, Lepidoptera, Erebidae. The record is from the annotation of a GenBank genome assembly.
AUGUCCGCAAGCCAACCGGCCGCUAAGGUUUCGUACCAACCGCCAACUCCCAUAAGCGAGCUCUGCACUUUCAUCGAGCGACACCUCUGUUCUCACACCUCACUGACCACGGCAGACUACCUAAUAUCGCGGGAAGCACUUCGCGGUCGCGUCCGAAUUGCAUCUACGCCGGACUACACCGAGAUUUCACAGCCUCCGCUGACGUCAGCGGUAAAAGUCCUAGUUUCGUAUGUAGGGGGGGCACGUGUUGCUGAGGCUUUCGGCGGCGCGCUACUCACAUCGGCAGGCGCCCCACACGUUGGCCAGGCUCCACAGGCGGUACGAGUAGCUGUCACCAUAGCACCCGAACAUGCUCUCAUCGGUUCUCGCGACCAUGGCCCGCGCGAGCGGACUGACGUGCUCUGUGUUGCGCGGCGCGCGGCGGAAUGA